This is a messenger RNA of Aspergillus puulaauensis, 1767 nucleotides long. RefSeq names its product MFS sugar transporter. NCBI's taxonomy places the organism in Eukaryota, Fungi, Ascomycota, Eurotiomycetes, Eurotiales, Aspergillaceae. The transcript is spliced from 5 exons. Gene Ontology annotation, biological process: transmembrane transport. Bases 1 to 1767 code for a protein of 588 amino acids. The record is from RefSeq and is a predicted model, not a curated record. Gene Ontology annotation, molecular function: transmembrane transporter activity.
AUGGAGAAAUCAAUCCAGGUGGCUCAGGAGCCGACUCAGGCACCAGCUCCUACCGGCGACAGAAUUGACCAUGUCGACAAUGGCCCUAACCAGGUCGUCGAGGAUGAAAAGGCCCUGUCUGACAAGGACUCGGCGGAGUUCCAGGGUGGUGUGCAGCGUGUGCGAGCAAUCACCACAGUGCUGUCUACCCAGACACUGGUUCUCCUCUUUGUCUUACUCUGGCUGGUCUCUUUCGUCGACGCGCUGCUCGGCUCAAUGCAAACGACGCUGAACCCAUGGAUCACCUCCUCGUUCGAGAAACACGGACUGCUCUCCGUCGUCAGCAUCGUCUCGGUCAUCCUGGGCGGCUCGUCCAAACUCACCCUGGCCAAGAUCAUCGACAUCUGGGGCCGAGUCGAGGGCUUCCUGUUCAUGCUCGUGCUGAUCAUAAUCGGGCUCAUCCUAAAGUCCACCUGCACCACAAUCGAGAUGUACGCCGCCGCGCACACGCUAUACUGGGUCGGACACAUCGGGCUGCUCUACGUCGUCGAGAUCAUGCUGGCCGAUAUGACCUCGCUCAAGAAUCGAAUGAUCAUGAUCGGCAUCAACGGCACCCCUGGUAUCUGCAGUACAUUUGCAGGACCCAAGAUUGCGGAGCUGUUCCACGAUAACCUCAACUUCCGCUGGGGGUUUGGGUCGUUUGCGAUUAUCUUCGUUGGCGUUUGCGCUCCGGUUGUUCUCGUCAUGUUUCUCAUGCAGCGCAAGGCUGAACGGAGCGGUACUUAUGUCAAGGAGCGCUCGGGGAGGACGCUGCCGCAGUCGGUUGCACACUAUGCAGUGGAGUUUGACGUCAUCGGCAUCAUCCUGAUCACAGCCGUCUUCUCCCUAAUCCUCCUCCCCUUCAGCAUAGCCUCCUACGCGCCCAAAGGCUGGGCCAGCGGGUAUAUCAUCGCCAUGGAAGUCAUCGGCGUCGUCUGCAUGCCGGCCUUCUACGUCUGGGAGAAAUACUUCGCGCCGGUCCAGUUCCUCCCGUGGAAGUAUCUCAAGGAGCCGACGAUUAUCGGCUCGUGCAUGUUAUACCUGGUCAUGUUUGCAUCCUCAACAACCUGGAACGCGUAUUUCAGCUCGUACCUCCAGGUCGUCAACAGACUGGAUCUCACAACAGCGAACUACGUCCUGAACGCCUACUCUCUGACCUCGUUCAUCUUCAGCCCUGUCUUCGGCCUACUAAUCCGCUACACCGGCGAAUUCAAAUACACCGCCAUGGCCGGAAUCCCCAUCUUGCUCCUGGGCACCGCCCUCCUCGUCCCCUUCCGCACCCCCUCCACGCACAUCGGGCUGAUCACAAUGACCCAAGUCCUCGUCGGCCUCGGCACCUGCAUCUUCACCGUGUGCAGCCAACUCGCGCUAAUGACAGCCGUAACGCACCAGGAAAUCGCCGUCGUAAUCGCCAUCUGGGGUCUCUUCGGCUCCAUCGGAUACAGCGUGGGCGCGGCCAUCGCCGGCGGGAUCUGGAAUAAUGUGCUGGAGCCGCAGCUUUACAGCCGGCUUCCGGAGGGGAAGAAGGAUCUUGCGGCGAGUAUCUUUGCGAAUCUGGGGACGCAGAUUUCGUAUGCGGAUGGGACGCCUGAGCGGGUGGCGAUUGUGGGUGCUUAUGCGGAUGUGCAGAGGAAGAUGGUUAUUGUCGGGGUUUGUCUGGUGCCGCUUUGUGUGGCUUGUACGUGGUUCUGGAGGGGGGUUAAUGUGAAGAGAUUGGAGAGGGAGCAGACCAGGGGGAAUAUUUGGUAG